Mycena indigotica is the source of this 936-nucleotide messenger RNA. RefSeq names its product Ribose-5-phosphate isomerase. Gene Ontology annotation, molecular function: ribose-5-phosphate isomerase activity. Gene Ontology annotation, cellular component: intracellular membrane-bounded organelle. The coding region runs from base 19 to 936 and encodes 305 amino acids. The record is from RefSeq and is a predicted model, not a curated record. The transcript has 11 exons. Gene Ontology annotation, biological process: D-ribose metabolic process; pentose-phosphate shunt, non-oxidative branch. NCBI's taxonomy places the organism in Eukaryota, Fungi, Basidiomycota, Agaricomycetes, Agaricales, Mycenaceae.
UUCGGUGAAUCGACGGUGAUGCAUUCAAGUCGAUUUCUUUUCCCUCGUAUCCUCAGCUUUUUCACGAUGCCGCUCCCGACACCUUUGAGCCCCGUUUCUCCCGUCUCACAAAUCCGGCCUGUUACCGUCCUCAGUCGCAUUGGCCAACCCACGAAGCUGGUUUCACCAAUAACGGACACGAAUUUGAGCGUGCUCGAGAAAUCGAAACAACUUGCUGCAUGGACUGCGGUUGACCAGCAUGUUAAACCAGAACACCGAGUGAUUGGGAUUGGCUCAGGCUCGACGGUACCCUACGUUGUUGAACGUAUCGUGCAACUUGGCGCGGAGGCAAACCAAGAACGCGUAUUUAUACCUACUGGCUUUCAAUCCAAGGAACUAAUCGUUUCUUCCGGCCUUAAUCUUGGCGACGUUGACCAAUUUCCGACGAUCGAUGUCACUCUCGAUGGCGCAGACGAGGUAGAUCGUGAGCUCAACUGUAUCAAGGGUGGUGGGGCUUGCCACCUUCGUGAGAAAGUGCUUGCAGAGGCCGCUAAUACCUUCAUUCUCGUCGCAGAUUAUCGGAAAAAUGUUGAGUUCCUCGGCACCAACUUUGCGUCAGGUAUACCAAUCGAGGUGGUACCCUUUGCGUAUGCAAAGGUGCUUCAAAACAUUCACCACCAUCUCGGCUGCCCGAAAGCAUCAUUGCGGAUGGCUGUGAAGAAAGCUGGGCCUGUGGUCACCGAUAAUGGCAACUUUGUCAUUGAUGCACCCUACGACCAAGAAACCAUGAAAACCCCGUAUACUAUAAUGGCUCAAAUCAAGAUGCUCACCGGUGUUGUGGAAGUGGGUGUCUUCUGCCACAUGGCCAAAGCCGCAUACUUUGGCAAUGCUGAUGGUACUGUGACUAUUAAAUGGAACGAUGGACGUGUUGAAGAGGUCGCCGCGGCUCAGACGUAG